AUGUGGACAAAAAUACGGAGCGGUCCGAGGAUCGUCCGGUACCGACCGUCUGAGGAAAGUCCAGCGUGUUUGGCCCAAUUCGACUUGGCCUUCGUGGUCCGGUACAAACCCGACGAGCAGCCGGCUCUGAGGCCGCACCACGACGCCUCCACCUUCACCAUCAACAUCGCUCUCAACCAGGUCGGCAUCGAUUACCAGCUCUGUUUACCCAACAAGCUUUUCAGUGAUUUGUGCCGGAAGGACAAAGACUGUGAGUUUUUCUUCAACUUGGACGUGGAGGUGGUCCUAAAGAACGAGGACACGCUUAAGAUCCUCAUCAGACAAAACCUGCCCGUCGUGGCGCCCAUGAUAACCCGAGUGGGACGAUUGUGGAGCAACUUCUGGGGGGCCCUCAGUGCAGACGGGUACUACGCCAGAUCCGAGGACUACGUGGACAUCGUCCAGGGACAGAGAGUGGGUGUGUGGAAUGUCCCGUACGUCUCCAGUGUUUACCUGGUGAAGGCGGAGCUCCUGCGGUCGGAGCUGAGCGACUACAACCUGUUCACCUCCCAGACCUUGGACCCCGACAUGGCCUUCUGCCACAACGUUCGCAGCAAGGGGAUCUUCAUGUUCGUGACCAACAUGGACACGUUCGGCCGCAUCCUGUCCACGGAAAACUACCAGACCAAACAUCUGCACAACGAUCUGUGGCAGAUGUUUGACAACCCCAAGGACUGGGAGGAGCGAUACAUCCACGAGAACUACACGCGCAUCAUGAAGGACAAGCUGAUUGAAAACCCCUGUCCAGAUGUUUACUGGUUCCCAGUUUUCACAGAUGUUGCCUGCAAACACCUGAUAGAAGAAAUGGAGCACUUUGGGAAGUGGUCCGGAGGCGGCAACAUGGAUACACGGAUCACGGGGGGCUACGAGAACGUCCCCACCAUCGACAUCCAUAUGAACCAGGUCCACUUCGAGAAGGAAUGGCGUAAAUUCCUGAUCGAGUACAUCGCUCCGAUAACAGAAAAGAUGUUUCCUGGCUACCACACUCAGGGCGGUGGAUGCCGGUUCCUGCGCUACGACUGCUCCAUCCAGGCCCCCCGCCGAGGCUGGGCCCUCAUGCACCCGGGCCGCCUCACCCACUACCACGAAGGCCUGCCGACCACGGCCGGGGUCCGCUACAUCGCAGUGUCCUUCGUGGAUCCUUGAACGCUGUCCUGAAACAUGGAGGUGUUCUGAACCAAAGAGGAAACGCGUCUGUCUCUGUUCUGUCGGCCGAAGCGUCACACUGGGUCUUCAUCAACUGUGCUUUAUUAUAUUUUACUGACAAAUCAGGAGGACUUUAUCCAAACGUCAGUUCUGGUCCAGAAACGUUUCUUAAAUUGACAAAGAACAUUUCCUCCAAAAUGAAAGAAGUCGGUCUUUACAGAAGUUCUUAGCCGUUAAAACGUGUUUUAGUAAAUUGGAGAAGUUGGAGCUGGGACUGGGUCCAGUUAACGAGCUAACGAGCUCCAGAACACUCAACAGAAACUCAGCGCAUCCAUUUCAAGAUCCUCCUCACAUUCAAAGCCCUUCAUAAUGUGGCCCCUCCAUACCCGGCCCACCCACUCCGUCACUACGCUCCUCGUCCCUCCGAGGCCCCCUCUCCCCCUGUAGGACCAAGCUGCGAGCCUGGGGAGGCGGAGCCUUCUCCAUCUCUGCCCCACAGCUUCGUGUCUCCCAUCUCCACUUUUAAGAAAGAACUCAAAA
Molecule: messenger RNA, 1725 nt
Organism: Nematolebias whitei (Rio pearlfish)
Lineage: Eukaryota; Metazoa; Chordata; Actinopteri; Cyprinodontiformes; Rivulidae
Product: procollagen-lysine,2-oxoglutarate 5-dioxygenase 1
Exons: 11
Coding region: 1-1185 (394 amino acids)
Biological process (GO): peptidyl-lysine hydroxylation
Cellular component (GO): endoplasmic reticulum
Molecular function (GO): iron ion binding; L-ascorbic acid binding; procollagen-lysine 5-dioxygenase activity
Source: RefSeq, a predicted model, not a curated record